Messenger RNA from Carassius carassius (crucian carp), 903 nucleotides. Its product is annotated as brorin. Gene Ontology annotation, biological process: negative regulation of BMP signaling pathway. NCBI's taxonomy places the organism in Eukaryota, Metazoa, Chordata, Actinopteri, Cypriniformes, Cyprinidae. Gene Ontology annotation, molecular function: protein binding. The record is from RefSeq and is a predicted model, not a curated record. The coding region runs from base 103 to 831 and encodes 242 amino acids. The transcript is spliced from 3 exons. Gene Ontology annotation, cellular component: AMPA glutamate receptor complex.
CACAGGAGGGUCAUUUUCUGUGGUGUAUGUCAUUGGGCAUAUGUUUAUGCACUGCCGCACGCGCAUGAUGACAAUCCAGACCACAUCAUACUGCCAGCAAGGAUGCGCUCUCCCGUCCUUUGCAUCUCGUUUGCACUCCAGUGCUUCGUUCUCCAAAGCGCAUCCGAGUAUUCUUCCAAAUCCGAGCUGGAAUACGAAUUCGGUGACUAUCGUGGCAAGUUCUGUAUCGACGACCAAGGUUUUGUUUAUAGCAUCGGAGAGGUUUAUCAUCCGAGCUCCACCGCGUGUCCCUGCACCUGCACAGAGGAUGGACCCGUGUGUGUCAGACCCAGGUGCCCGCGUAUACACCCGAGAUGCACGCGCAUCACAUACAAGUCCUGCUGCCCCGUGUGUGAAGCUGUCAGUAAAGUUUGUGUGUACGGUGGCAAAACUUACAGAAUACUGGAGCAAUUUAAGUUGUCACCCUGUGAGCGCUGCCGGUGUGAAGUCAACAGAGAAGUUUACUGCACCAUAUCCAGCUGCCCUACCUUACAUUGUGUGAAUCCUGUAUACGAACCCAACCAUUGCUGUCCUGUGUGCAAAAAUGGGCCAAACUGCUUUGCUGGAAAUCGUGUGAUCUCAGCAGGAGAACGUGUUGAGAUUGAUGAGCGGAUGGUGUGUUUCUGCACUUACCGGGAUGGAACUGGGCAGACGUACCUUUACGCUACCUGUGUGGAGCGCCAACAAGCAGACAGUGAAGCCAGUGACUCCGACAACACAUCCAAACAGAGGGAGGAGACGGAGAAAGAGAGAGAGAGUGUGUUCUCACCCAGGCUGGAUGCCAUCCCAUGAAGAGAAGUGUGUCUGGCACCAGCUCUCCUGACAGGCAGGAGGGGAUAAUUGUAAAUUGUAAUGGUAAAAACU